Messenger RNA from Drosophila gunungcola (fruit fly), 1569 nucleotides. RefSeq lists its product as uncharacterized. The record is from RefSeq and is a predicted model, not a curated record. Bases 255 to 1040 code for a protein of 261 amino acids. The transcript is spliced from 4 exons. NCBI's taxonomy places the organism in Eukaryota, Metazoa, Arthropoda, Insecta, Diptera, Drosophilidae. Gene Ontology annotation, molecular function: GTPase activity; GTP binding.
GCAGCUGUUUGUGUAUAACAUCGCACAAUAACAACAAGUCUUAAAACUUAUUAAAUCUUUUAUCUUUGCUGCUGCCAGAGGGCUUUUAAUCGAGGCGCCCGACUCUAAAAUCCCCACCUAGUGCUAUACAUUCAGUUGUGCCCAAGAGACUAAACAACAACAACAACUGAGCCAACAACACAUAAUCCAUUUUACGGAAAACGUCAUCUUAACCCAACAAAAGCGAUGCGAUUAACCCGCUAGUCUCGGCGAAGAUGCGCGGAAUUGAGGGCAAAGUGCUGGUUCUAGGCUCGCGAGGCGUGGGCAAAACACGAUUGGUCAUCAGGUACAUAAAGAACACCUUGCACAGGAGUGAGAGCGAGGUCCCGACAAUAGCCGUGUCCUUCUUCACGUGCAACAUCAUUCUGGACGAGGUCAAAAUAAAAUUGCAAAUUUGGGACACAGCUGGCCAGGAACGCUAUCGGGCAGUGGCGCCCAUGUAUUAUAGGAAUGCCAAUGCAGCCAUUCUGGUCUUCGAUCUGACGCAAUACAAAACAUUCACCGAGAUAAAGUCGUGGAUCCAGGAGUUGCAUCGCAAUGUCCAGGAUCCGAUGAUAAUGACGCUGGUGGGAAACAAGAUGGACAUGCAGGCACAGCGAGCGGUUUCCCGUGAAGAGGCUUUCGUGUUUGCCACCUCGAUUGGGGCCACCUACUUUGAAACGUCCACGGAAACGGAUCAGGGACUGGAGCAGGUGUUCAUCUCGACGGCCCAGGGAUUGGUUCGUCUGGCGGACGAGGGCAAGAGCCCUUCGUUGCGUUCUUUUGAAUCGACUGAUUCGCUGGCCUACACCAACACCAACACUGCCUUCAGUCACACGGUGGCCGCCUUGGCCAGAAGCCCUGGAAAUGCCGCCUUCCGUCUGCCCUAUGUGGAUAUUGGGCUGGCGGUGGAGGGCGAGGAUGUGAAGACCAAUGGCGUGGGACGGCUGGAGACGGCGCCCUGGAGCAUCGAGCACAUUGCUCUCGGCGAGGUGGAGAGGCCCAGCUGGUGCUGCUACUAAGAUCUUUGUGAUCCCUAGGAUCUAUCUCUGUGAAUGAACCACUGUGAUGUCAACAGAACCAGACUGUAGUUCGAAUACGGCUUAAAAGGGCCAAACCAGCAUCGUUUAAGCAAUCAACCGAUCCCAACCCAACUCUAGAUACGCAAAGACCAAAAGCAGCCGCCACAAAAGCAAAAGCAAGCUUGGCUUGAAGCUAUGUAUUAAUACACUGAUUAGGCUAGAUCCACAUGAUCCACUCGGUCCACUCAAUCCACUGACAAGGCGCUGGGAUUAACCGCUUCAUUGUAAUCUUAACUUUAGAUGCUAAGUGUAUACAGCAAUUGCCGCGUGCAUAUUAUGACUUUAUAUAUUUCUUUCGCUCUAAGCCCAUUUGACUUACCAACCAUUGAAUUAACCCACAAAUACACAAGAAAACACAGGGAACAACACUCACAAACACUCACCCACAAAUCAUUGAAACGCAAACACCAAUUCAUGUACAAAGCAUUUUAUACGGCAUGCAUAUAAUAAAUAUAAAUGUAAUAAUGUA